AUUCCUGCUUGCAGCAAGCUCCCAGCCUAUAACUGUGUAGUACCAAGGCAGAGCCAGUGCAGCACAGGAAGAGACAGAGCAAGGGGGAAUAUUAGGAGGUGGGGGGCAGGGAGACAGAGGGCUGCGGGAGCUAAACCGGCCAACGCUCCGGCGCGCACAUACAGGGCUUUUCCCGGGACAGCCAGGGGCGCUGCGCCUUUAACGCCUGGGUACAGUACUGCACAUGUAUGGGGGAACUCUAGGCGGGGUUAAAGUUCAGCUCAUGGAGCGGCUCAGCUGGCUGCACUUCGCAGAGUUGGAAAUGUGAAAGCAAGAAGCAGGCUUGGUUUUUUUCCCUCUCUCUUUCUUCCCCUUCCUUUCCCCCCAUACACACCUCUGUACCACCAACAUAUCCCCCCCGAUUCUCUGGGCACCUCCAGCAGGAAUGUACUCUCCGCUCUGUCUGACCCAGGAUGAGUUCCAUCCCUUCAUUGAAGCACUUCUUCCUCACGUACGUGCAUUUUCUUACACGUGGUUCAACCUUCAAGCCCGAAAAAGAAAAUACUUCAAAAAACAUGAAAAGCGCAUGUCAAAAGAGGAGGAAAGAGCAGUGAAGGAUGAAUUGUUAAGUGAAAAACCUGAGGUCAAACAGAAAUGGGCAUCCAGACUCCUGGCAAAAUUGAGGAAAGAUAUUAGGCCAGAGUACCGAGAGGAUUUUGUGCUCACAGUUACUGGGAAAAAACCUGCAUGUUGUGUUCUCGCCAACCCCGACCAAAAGGGCAAAAUGCGACGAAUUGACUGUCUUCGUCAAGCAGACAAAGUCUGGAGGCUAGACCUUGUAAUGGUGAUUUUAUUUAAAGGUAUUCCACUCGAAAGUACUGAUGGCGAACGGCUUGUAAAGUCUCAACAGUGCUCUAAUCCUGGUUUGUGUGUACAGCCCCACCAUAUAGGAGUUUCGGUCAAGGAACUCGAUUUAUACUUGGCGUACUUUGUACACUCAGCAGAUUCAAGUCAAUCAGACAGUCCAAGCCAGCAUAGUGAGGCUGACAUUAAGGAGCAUCCAGAAAAUGGUCAUUUGGGCUUCCAGGACAGUUUUGUUACAUCAGGUGUUUUCAGUGUUACUGAACUUGUAAGAGUAUCACAAACACCUAUUGCAGCAGGAACAGGUCCCAAUUUCUCAAUUUCUGAAUUGGAUAGUUCGUCAUACUACAGCAUGAGCCCAGGAGCAAUGAGGAGGUCACUUCCUAGCACGUCCUCUACUAGUUCCACAAAGCGCCUCAAAUCGGUAGAGGACGAGAUGGACAGUCCUGGUGAGGAGCCAUUUUAUUCAAGCCAAGGACGUUCCCCGGGAAGUGGAAGUCAGUCAAGUGGAUGGCAUGAUGUGGAGCCAGGAAUGCCAUCGCCUACUACAUUAAAGAAGUCAGAGAAGUCUGGUUUCAGCAGUCCCUCUCCUUCGCAGACCUCUUCCCUUGGAACAGCAUUCACACAGCAUCAUCGACCUGUCAUUACAGGACCCAGAGCAAGUCCACAUGCAACUCCAUCAACUCUUCAUUUUCCGACAUCACCUAUUAUCCAACAACCUGGGCCAUACUUCUCACACCCAGCAAUCCGAUAUCAUCCGCAGGAGACGCUAAAAGAGUUUGUCCAACUUGUCUGCCCCGACGCUAGUCAGCAGGCUGGACAGGUGGGGUUCCUAAAUCCUAAUGGUAGCAGCCAAGGCAAGGUGCACAAUCCAUUCCUUCCUACUCCAAUGUUGCCACCACCUCCUCCGCCACCAAUGGCUAGGCCUGUGCCUUUGCCUGUGCCAGACACAAAGCCUCCAUCUACAUCUACAGAAGGAGGAGCUGCCUCUCCCACGUCACCAACCUACUCAACACCUAGCACCUCCCCCGCAAACCGAUUUGUCAGUGUUGGACCACGGGAUCCAAGCUUUGUAAAUAUCCCACAACAGACACAGUCCUGGUACCUGGGAUAAAGGUCACAGAUUUCCAUCACGCACCUGACAGACCACCUGACCCUUUCCGUCUCUGUAACCUGGAAGCAAGUAACAACACAGCACAGUUACUUCGUGUCAAUGGAAGGGGAGACAAACUUAUAUGUCAACAGGAAAACAACUUCAAGAAAAAAAUAAUAUCUGUGGUCGCAUGACAAUGACCAUUUUCAAUUUCAAUCUUUUUUUUUUUUUUUUUUUUUUGGUCACUUUGGAGUCUGGAGAAAUUCUUCUGAAAUUCUUCUUAAAGAAAAAGUUGGGCUUCACUGUGUUUAAAGUGUUUUGCUGGUAGUGUAAACAUUUGGUUAUGCUGGAUAGGCUUAGUCUGAUGUUAUUUACUGAUUUCCUGUAAGACACUUGUCAGUUGAAGCCCACCAUUUUCUCUGAAGCUCCUUUUAUUUCCAUGAGUGUGAUACUUCUUUAAGCCUUGUGAAGGAGCAAUCCAUAUAUUAUGAUAUGCGCUUCUACUCUACCUAAGGGUACAGGCUGCAAAAUCAAGAAAGUAGUCAAAACCCUGCAUGUUUUAUUUAUAUAUGAUGGAGUGCAAUGUAAGCUAAGUAACAGGGGAGGAGAAAAAAAUCCUUGACCCUUACCGAAAUGAUGAAGUUGUUUUACCAAUCACACCUGACAUGUUGUGUUGUAUGACAUAUCAAAUUCAAAAUGGCCACCCUUCUUUUUUGACAAGGAGUAAUCACAUCCAUGACCCUUGAGGCAAUGUUCCUCUCGAGUUGCAGAACGAUGUAAAGAGUAUGCUGAGAACUCCUACUAUUCAACUUACUAAAUGCUGCACUUACACAUAAGCUUUUUUAAUCAAAUUUUCAACAAUUACACAGAAACACAGCAGUGGGGAAGAUGGUCUGUUUUGACAGAAACUGACAGGAAUUAAUCAUAACAAUCGUGUUUGGAUUGAGUAAAGUGCAAUUUCAUUGGAUAGGUAAAUAUCUUUGUAAGAUAGAGAUUGUUGAAAAUUCUAUUUUUGUUUUCCAAGUCCUCUCACCCUAGGACUCUAAAUUAUUGGGGUAAAAACAGCCUUGCAAAAGAAAGGGGAGCUAUUUUUGCUUUUUAUGUUUUUUAUUGUUAAACUUGUAUCCCUUUAAAACUAAAAGAAAAUGUAAAAAAAAAAUAUAUAUAUAAAACAUAAUGGUGCUUUUACCACAAUAUGUUAACUACAUUAACUGCUAAGUAAUCAUUUUCUGUUAUCAAAGCACAUAACUAAAAUGAAAUCAUAAUAUCUUAAUUUUAUAAGCUAAAGUCACUAUUAAUGGAGUAUGCCGAUUCAGACAAAUGCUACACGUUCCCUAUACAUAGGAUUUUAUCAGACCCCCUCCAAAUCUGUCGUGGUCCAGUCUAUCCAUGUCAUUCUGAUCACUUCGUCUCACUUUGAUCAUCUCUGGACUAAAUAUUGAGUGAACUGGGGUUACAGCACUUGCUGAAUAAAUACAAUUGGAUCAUAAACUUCAUGUAUGUUAUGUACUUAAAAAUAGAAAAAGACAAAAAAAAAGCUUAAAAAAACAAAACAAACAGAAUACAUGUGAUUUUCUUUUUCUACCAGACAGCGGAGCAUCCCUUUGCUUCGCAUGCAACUUAAAGAAGGUUUCCUAUACUAUACAUAUAUAUUAUACUUUCCAUUUGGCAAAUCUGCCAACAUGGAAAAAAAAGUCUCUGCAUGUUCUAGUGUUAGUAACUCAUUUUUAUAUAGUUAUAGUAGGAUAAAGUAGAGUGCAUUAAGACAAAACAUUUUAAUCCCAAGACCAGGCACUUGCCUUUUUACCCCAUCAUCUGUACAGCCAAAAUAGGGCCCACUAAAAUAUUUUUUUGGUUUUGUUAUUCUUUGGUAGUGAAGUUUGGAGUUAAACUCUGUUUGGUCAGUCCUGUUAAAGGGCUUUUACUACUGUCCCAAACAAUCAAUUCAAUGAAAAGUCAUGGGAAGACACUUUGCUCCUCAUCUUUUUAUUUUAACCCCUGAAAUUGUAGUGUUUUAUAUUUUUAGCUUCCUCUUAAAUCUUUGGGUCCUAUGUGUGGGCCUUCAAUGUUGGAGCAAACGUGCAGGGCUUUGCAGGCCCUUCUAGUGCUCUUGAUGGUUCAUUUGCACGAAGAUGAAAAGUUUCAAUAUCAAUGUGCCUUGCCCUGGAUAGUGAUUACUUGUGGAAUAGUUGCACAUAUUCCUAAAUAGGUAGUAGGGAGAAACCUCUCCGGUCACUCGUUUUGGAGACACACUUUAUUUCUUCUUGUAAAUGUGAUUUUCAGGUCAGACAUGGCAGGCUUCACCACAUAGUUAUUGAGUUGUACCCCACUAAUAGGAGUAGUGUGCUUAGUAUUGUAGCAUCUGUACUCUUCUCCUUAGGAGAUCAGUAUUCUUUGGAAUGUUUGCUGCAUUGUGAAAUUUUAUUUUGUCUUCCUAUUAUUAUUGUUAUUUUUCCUGAUCAAUGAAAAUAUGCAAUACCUGCUUAUAUUGUUUAGUUAAA
Messenger RNA from Xenopus laevis (African clawed frog), 4434 nucleotides. Its product is annotated as nuclear factor 1 A-type. The record is from RefSeq and is a predicted model, not a curated record. Lineage: Eukaryota; Metazoa; Chordata; Amphibia; Anura; Pipidae. The coding region runs from base 425 to 1954 and encodes 509 amino acids. The transcript has 11 exons.